UCAAUAACGUCGACAAUGGCGGGCAAAGAAGAGCUUGCAAAACAGUACCUCAAAAGACACAAAAUUAUGGAGCUUUUGGAUAACUUGACAGCCCAAUUGAUAUACGAAAGACCAGGAAAUCCAAAGGAAUACAUGUGUAAUUACCUGGAAAAACUCAAAACUGGUCGUACUGUUCAAAGAGGAUACCCAUGCCUGUUUGAUGACACUAAUAUUAGAUCAUUAUUUGGAAUGCUGGAUGUCACAGGAAAUGGGUUCAUCACUUUUGAACAAUAUAAAGAAGGCCUGGACACUCUUGGUGUUGAGCGCUUUGAUAAAAAUCCAUCAGGUGCUGACAUUGACAAGAUUAGUGGAGAGACUUUCCUUAAGGAGGCGAGACAAGGCCUAUUACAAUCAUCGGCAACAUUUUCUUCUUAGCUUCUAAACAUUUCUAUUUGUAAAUAUCAGUGUGUAUAUAUGAAUUUAGAAAUUAAAAAUAUCGUAGUACAAGACAAAUAAACACUUGGUAAUUCUCUUGUU
This is a messenger RNA of Exaiptasia diaphana, 516 nucleotides long. Its product is annotated as EF-hand calcium-binding domain-containing protein 10. Gene Ontology annotation, molecular function: calcium ion binding. NCBI's taxonomy places the organism in Eukaryota, Metazoa, Cnidaria, Anthozoa, Actiniaria, Aiptasiidae. The coding region runs from base 16 to 414 and encodes 132 amino acids. The record is from RefSeq and is a predicted model, not a curated record. The transcript has 4 exons.